Molecule: messenger RNA, 1345 nt
Organism: Fusarium redolens
Lineage: Eukaryota; Fungi; Ascomycota; Sordariomycetes; Hypocreales; Nectriaceae
Product: glycoside hydrolase superfamily
Exons: 2
Coding region: 245-1276 (343 amino acids)
Source: RefSeq, a predicted model, not a curated record
GACCUCAAGCUAAUGGCUUGGUGCUGACAGCAGUCCAUUUUAUCCAUGCAAUAUUUCUGCUCCGCCCUGAAUCUUGAAACCCUCUUGGACUGCUCACGGACCGGAUGAGGCUUAGAGCUCAGGUGCCUGGCAUGUAAAAUUGAAUGGUUGCUUAUUCCCCCCUACCUUAAAACCUCGCUGGAUGCCAGGCGUCGCUGGUUGAUUGAACCCAUCUAUCCUCUGCACCCACAUUGCAAUCACAGUUAUGGCGACAAAUCCAGCAGAGGUUGCUACCUCAGAGAAGCCUCAGGUGGCAAAGGCAAAGCGGUCCUGGCCACUGUGGAAGAAGCUCAUUGCUUUGGGCGUGACACUUGCAGUCAUCAUCGCUCUGUCUGUUGGACUUGGUGUUGGCCUCACUCGAGGAAAAGGAGGAAACAACAGCGACGAUACUGCUAAUGCAGAGGGCGACGAUUCAACAGAACCCUACCUCAAAGCCCGUAGCAGUCUCUGGCAGCCCAAAGUCGGCGCACAAUGGCAGAUUGUUCUCCUUAAGCCUAUCAAGCUCAACAAGGACGGCUCCGCCAAGGAUCUCAAGCCCAACGUUGGCAUUUACGAUCUGGAUCUCUAUGAUAACGACGCUGAGACCUUUGCAGCCCUACACAAGGCUGGCAAGAAGGUCAUCUGCUACUUCAGCGCCGGAUCAUGGGAGGAUUGGCGCGAUGACAAGAACCAAUUCAAGAAGGCCGAUCUUGGCAAGACUCUCGACGGGUGGCCUGAUGAGAAAUGGCUUAACCUGAGAAGCACCAAUGUUCGCAACAUCAUGAAGAAGCGCAUCAAGCUUGCUGCUCAGAAGGGAUGCGACGCUAUUGAUCCCGACAACGUCGACGGCUAUCAAAAUGAUAAUGGUCUCGGACUGACCAAGAAAGACUCGAUCGACUAUAUCAAGUUCCUCGCUGUAGAGGCCGCAAAAUACAACAUGUCCACUGGUCUUAAGAACGCCGGCGAUAUUAUCUCCUCUGUUCUCCCUUACGUCCAGUUCUCAGUUAAUGAGCAAUGCGUCGAGUACUCUGAAUGCGAGACAUUCGCUAAGUUCAUCAAGGCCAAGAAGCCUGUUUUCAAUAUUGAAUAUCCCAAGGGUGCGCCCAAGGUCAAGGAGUCCGAUCGCAAAGUCAUUUGCUCGAAGAAGGGCAAGGCAAAGGGUACAGAAGGGUUCAGCACCGUUAUCAAGAAGAUGAAUCUCGAUGGUUGGGUCAUGUACUGCACCGGAAAUACCUAUCAGACUGCAGUCGAGAGCUGAUACACCUGAGAAAGUCAAUGGAGGUUACAUCUCAUAAUAGAUAUCAUGAAUACACAAUUUAUGUUUACG